This is a messenger RNA of Benincasa hispida (wax gourd), 468 nucleotides long. The record is from RefSeq and is a predicted model, not a curated record. Lineage: Eukaryota; Viridiplantae; Streptophyta; Magnoliopsida; Cucurbitales; Cucurbitaceae.
AUGGAGAGUGCUAAACUAGUUGGCACUCCUCUUGCACCUCAUUUCAAGCUUUCAGUUGAAAAUAGUCUACAAAGUACAGAUGAAGAGCAUAUAAACCAUAUGAAGGAAGUAGUCAAGUGGAUACUGAGGUAUCUAUGCUCAUUAAAGGAAGCAAGAGUCUUAUAUAGACAGAAUGAGUCAUCCAAUGAUGAAGUGAAUGGUUAUGUAGAUAUAGAUUAUGCAGAGGAUUUGGACAAAAGGCAUUCUCUAUCAGGUUGUGUUUUCCUAUGGGGGUUGAUAAGCUGGAAAGCUAGUUUACAACCUAUUGUGACCCUUUCCACAAUAGAGGCUGAGUUUAUUACACUGUCUGAGGCUGUGAAUGAAGGUUCGAGUUACCUAAAAAAGGUUAGCUCAAGUCAGCUCAACAAGCAAAGGGGGAAAGGUACUCUGGAUGCUUACAAAGGUGGAGAUUGUUACAGAAAGAACUGA